AGCCCAUGAGCAUGCACACACAUUUGAACCGAGUAGCAAGCCAAAACCAGAGCAGCUGUGUUCCUAGCUUCUUCCUAGAGGCUAUUCCAGGAUGUCUCGCCCCCAAACCAUGCCCAUUUUGUUCGGCAUCGCCAUGCUAGCUGCCCUUGUUCUCACUUCCGAGGGCCGCAUUUCUAGAAAGGACUUAAGCGUCGACCUUGGUGGUGGCGGAGGUGGAAGCAUUGGGAUCGGGACCGGGAUUAGUAUUGGCAUAGGUGGUGGUGUCAGUGGCUCUGGCUCCGGGUCGGGAUCAGGUUCUGGCUCGGCAUCUGGGUCAGGAUCAGGCUCUGGCUCAGCCUCAGGUUCCGGGUCCGGUGCUGCUUCAGGUGCAGGCUCAUCAGCGGGAUCCGGUGCAGGCUCUGGUGCAGGAUCAUAUGCUGGCUCGGGUACAGGCUCCGGUGCGGGAUCAGGUGCUGGGUCUGGUGCAGGCUCUGGCGCAGGUUCAGGGUCUGGUUAUGGUCAAGGGCAAGGUGCAGGUGAAGGCCAAGGCCAAGGAUCCGGGUAUGGCGAAGGUCAUGGCUCGGGUCACGGACAAGGUUCAGGGUCUGGCUCGGGGUACGGUGAGGGGUACGGUGAAGGUCAUGGUCAAGGAAGUGGCUCCGGUCAAGGAUCGGGCUAUGGCGAAGGUCACGGCUCUGGUCAUGGCCAAGGCUCUGGCCAAGGAUCCGGAUCCGGUUACGGCGAAGGCUAUGGCUCGGGUCACGGACAAGGCUCCGGAUAUGGCGAAGGGUACGGCGAGGGUUCGGGCAGAGGAUACGGUGAUGGUUCAGGCUCAGGCUACGGCGAGGGACACGGCUACGGGUACGGUUCUGGACACGGCAAAUAAGACGAUGAACAAGGGGUUUUGUAUUACCAACCACUAUGUACGUGUUUGCUGAUGUUCUCUGUGCAUCCGCAAAAUAAACCUAUGUGAUGAACUAUAUGGAUGUACAAACCAUGCAUGCUCACUGUUUUUUAUUCGUCCAAGGCUUGAUGAACUGAUGAGUUGAUUGUUGAUGCAAA
Setaria italica (foxtail millet) is the source of this 1041-nucleotide messenger RNA. RefSeq names its product keratin-associated protein 6-2. Bases 92 to 865 code for a protein of 257 amino acids. The transcript has a single exon. The record is from RefSeq and is a predicted model, not a curated record. NCBI's taxonomy places the organism in Eukaryota, Viridiplantae, Streptophyta, Magnoliopsida, Poales, Poaceae.